GCCUCACCCGGAAGCGCGCUGCUGGUUUGAGGGUGCGCUCCGGUAAAAGAGAACAGAAGGAGGCGGUGUAACCGGAGCCUGGCGGUGCGGUGGGGUGGGGGGAAGCUGGCAGCUGCAGCCCGGCUCGGGGGAAAGGCAGACAGGAGAGCAACAUGUCUUUCCAGGAGUGCUGGGAGGAGUGGGAGGCCCUGGACAAAGAUUAUCAGCUGUUACAGGAAACACACAAACACUACAAGCAGCAGUUGGAAGAGGUGAUCAAACUUCAGAAUGCCUGCCUCAGUUCCAUCGAACGACAGAAGAAGAAAUACAAGGAACUCUCCAAAAGUCUUGAACAAUGUCAGUUGCCAGAGAGCGAAGAGCAGUGGAGAGACAUUGGUUUCAUCCAGGGACUGAUGAAGGAAAGACAAAACAUCUUCUUUGAAAUGGAAGCUUUCCUCCCAAAAAAAAAUGGGCUGUACUUGAGUCUGGUUCUGGGAAAUGUCAAUGUGACCCUGCUCAGCAAACAGGCCAAGUUUGCCUACAAGGAUGAAUAUGAGAAAUUCAAGCUAUGUCUUACCAUCAUCCUCCUCCUCAUCUCCUUCAGCUGCAGAUUCUUGUUAAACUCCAGGGUGGUAGAUUCUGUGUUCAACUUCCUUUUGGUGUGGUACUACUGUACACUUACAAUUCGAGAGAGCAUCCUCAUCAACAAUGGAUCCAGGAUUAAAGGCUGGUGGGUAAUGCAUCAUUAUGUUUCAGCCUUCCUGUCUGGAGUUAUGCUGACCUGGCCCGAUUCGAAAAUGUACCAGAUAUUUCGAAACCAAUUCCUCUCAUUUUCUAUGUAUCAGAGCUUUGUGCAGUUCCUACAGUAUUAUUAUCAGAGUGGCUGCCUGUACAGACUCCGAGCCCUGGGAGAGAGACAUAACAUGGACCUGACUGUAGAAGGUUUCCAGUCUUGGAUGUGGAGAGGCCUCACGUUUCUUCUACCGUUCUUGUUCUUUGGUCAUUUCUGGCAGUUUUAUAAUGCAAUCACCUUGUUCAGACUAACCAACCACCCAGACUGUAAAGAAUGGCAGGUUUCCAUGUGUGGUCUCGCAUUUCUCGUCUUGUUCCUUGGAAAUUUCCUGACGACUGUUCGAGUCAUCUACCAAAAACAGAAACAGAGGGAGAAAAAUGUCAAUAAACAAUUGUGAAACGUGAGAAAGAGCGGAAGACUGGACUUGAUUAUCGUUUUUGCGUUGAAGAAUUGCAGAAAGUGCAUGUCACGUUGUUGCUGCUGGGCCUUUGCCCUGGACACUGGGGCCCACACGUGAGCUGUGUGCGUGGGGAGUGUGUCAAAGCAAGAUCUGUCACUGCUCAAAAUAAUCAUCCAAUAAAAUUGUACAGACCUGCUCGAUACAGUACCCCGGACGCACUGUAAUGUUCCUGCCCCUUACUACUGCUCAUCAGCUGGGGCAAAAUGAUCCAGAGGUAGGACGUCACGGGAGGAUGUCACUGUAUAGAUGUUCAAAUAAUAAAUAUCAACACAGCUUUUCUUUUUCAGUAACGGGAGAAUUAGAAUUGUGAUAAUUAGAAACAGAAAGCGCUGGGAAAGCUCAGAAACUCAGACAGUUGAGAGGGACGUGCCAUUAUCGUUUUGGGUCGGUGGCUGAGUUCAGACAGAGGGAUGUAGUUUCCCAAUCCCAGAUUGGGUAGCGCAGUGGGCUGGUCACAGAAGAGUGACGCUGACGUUGGGCUGGUGCUCCCUGGGCAACACCAAGGGUUCCAUUGACAGAAGCCGCCAACGAGAGGCGGGAAAUUCUCUUCUUGGCAUCUGCCGGGAGAGCGGGCCUGGAUGGCAGUGGAUUGGCCAUGGAGUGGUCAAUCAAAGACAUAGCGGGCCAGAGGUACUAGAGAUUCAGUCUCUGCUGGGAGUUGGGAAGGUGAAUGGUAACGAAUACCGGACUGACAGGCCUCAGUGUAGCAGCAGGCCUAUAAACUGAGCACUGAGUGUACAGCUGCAUCACUGAGACAUCAGUCACCCCACCCCCACUUUUCAGGGGCAACAGUCGAAGAGUAUGAUAUCUCCGAACCGAGUCAGUGCAGAAUAGGUGAGGGAGGGCAGCUUACUUGUACAUCAUUCCUCUGCCUCACAACAUCUGGGCAAUGGCUCUGACCAUUUACGACCCAUGCCCUCUGGAAAAGGCAGCACUAGGAUGUUGGAGGGGUGCAGUUGUGCCAGGUUGUUGGACAUGGUGAGACUGGGAGCAGUGACAAGCGUGGGCAUUUUAUAACUCGACUCCCUAGGAAAGGGCAUUGGAGGCAACCUGGUACUGGGGGCAGCAGGAGGGGCAAGUGGGGCAGCGUCGGGAGGAGAGUGGGUACGCUAAGGACUGACGACAGCGGUGGUUCACUGGGUGAAGAUUAGGGGUCCCAAGCAACACUCUCGAUGGGAUUCCUGGGCCUGGGAGAGUCCCAGCAUAUUCUGCAGACAGGGGCAGUCAGUGGAGGAGUUAAUGGUAAACAGUCAAGUGGCAAAGGCUGUCCUUGCAAUGGGCCAGGCCCACAGCCUGCAGACAAGGCCCCUGGCCACACUGGGGGUAGAGCUAACCCUCAGGUAGAGGGGGAGAAUCAUGCAGGAGCGGGCGUGAGCACAAGAUGCCACAUCAUUGAGAGCAGAUAAUGGGCCAUCUGAGUGGAUUUGUCUCUGUUGAUGGUUCAGUUAGAAUGGAAGAUCGUCAUGACGGCACAGAGACUCCUGUGUGUUUGAAGCUUGCUCAGAAAGUGAGGUGAAGGUUAUGGCUGGGGGAGAUGUUUGAGCAGCACAUUGGUGAGAUGCCCCCUCCCUCUGGCUGAUACACCCUGUAGGGAACCACACAAUUGGCCAAGGCAAAGCAAGCAUAUCUUCAAGGUGCUGACGGCAUGUUUAUUGCAGGUCGAUGUUAGUCAGUAGCUUUGAUUUAUAGCAUUUCUAUCCAUAUCUGGGUACUGUACAAGCAACAAGAACCACUUCCUUAGGGGAGAUAACGCUUCUCCCACAGGAGCCUCCUACACAGCCUGAUAUAGGCCUGAAGGUUUCUGGCUCCUGAUAUUCUCAAAGGCUGAAGGCAUCGUGAUGUCUGUCCCAGAACCAAGUCCAGACCAACGAGAUCCCAUUCCUCCACUCAUGGUCCAGUCGCACCUUACUGAGGGAAAACCCUUCCUGAUCAGAAAUCUGACUGACUGCUCGGUCAGUGUCUCACAAUGACCCUCUGGACCUUAGGGAAACCAUCGAAAGAGGCAAACGCCCAACUCCCUCUGUGCCUGCACUGGCCCAGCUCUCUCCUCACUGCCGCCCCGCCUCCCCCUGUCCUGUUGGAGGAGGGUGCCCCUGGUCUCCCUGCCCCCUGAUGUAGCUGACACUGAGAUGCUGGUAGCCACACAACUGAUCCCAGCAAUGACCUGGAUGGUCAUCAAACUGAUGGUGAUGUGGAGGAAGCAGAGAAGGGACUCUCAUGGGAGACUCUGAGGCACCACAGAGUGAACCUCCAGACUGCCUGCCUGAACUGGCACCGUUUCCACUGGCACUGGAGAGCUGGCCAUUUGCAGGUGACUGACCAGUGGGUGAUGGAUCUGAUGUCUAGGGCAGUAUCUUCUUCCUAACCAGGAAUGUUGCUGAAACUGCUCCUGGGUACGCUGUGCAAUGUCAGAGCCCUCUGUCUAUGUAAUCUUGUGCAGCUCUGUGGUCUGAAACGUGUUUCCACAAAUUCACAAAUGACUGGAAUAUAGAGCAAUAAACAGUUCAGCCCAACA
Rhincodon typus (whale shark) is the source of this 3747-nucleotide messenger RNA. It is a transcript of the gene tmem120aa, whose product is annotated as transmembrane protein 120Aa. The transcript has 12 exons. Gene Ontology annotation, biological process: fat cell differentiation. Lineage: Eukaryota; Metazoa; Chordata; Chondrichthyes; Orectolobiformes; Rhincodontidae. The record is from RefSeq and is a predicted model, not a curated record. Bases 153 to 1169 code for a protein of 338 amino acids. Gene Ontology annotation, cellular component: membrane.